Molecule: messenger RNA, 420 nt
Organism: Dentiscutata erythropus
Lineage: Eukaryota; Fungi; Glomeromycota; Glomeromycetes; Diversisporales; Gigasporaceae
Source: the annotation of a GenBank genome assembly
AUGGUAAUAAAAGAAGAGCGCGAUCCAGCUCUGCGCCGCCCAACUCAGCCCUGUUUAUACGUUUUACUUACACAAACAUGUGAUACUUCUCCGCAUAAUAAUAAACCAAGUAAACAAUUCGGCGAACGAAGUUACUUGCCAGACGUCGGCAAACUGUGGAAGAACUUUAAAGACUUGUUUGACAAAAAGGCCGGGCUGGAUCCGAAAUUUUCAUUUAAUCAAAUGGCAACUGAAAUCCGCGAGUUACGCGAAGGAAAAGGCGUUGCAGCCUCCACGUUGAAAAAAUUUUACAAACGAAAAACGAAUCCAAGGAAGAGCACAUUAAAUGCUAUCAAAGAAUGGAUUGAUAACAAUAAAGAAAUAGAUGACAGUGACAAUAUUAUUAAUAGUAGCGAUAAUAAAGAAGAUAAUGAAAUUUAA